This is a messenger RNA of Trichoderma citrinoviride, 207 nucleotides long. RefSeq lists its product as hypothetical. The record is from RefSeq and is a predicted model, not a curated record. Lineage: Eukaryota; Fungi; Ascomycota; Sordariomycetes; Hypocreales; Hypocreaceae. The transcript has a single exon. The annotation marks the transcript as partial.
UUCAAUCUUCAGAUCCAGAUUUCCAGCCGUGACAGCCGGCAGAUCACGGCAAUGGCGGAACUCGUCUACCACAACGGACAUUACCACCACGUCUCCAGCCGCGAUCGGCAUCGUCCUCGGCGCAACGACGACUGGAGCCUCAUGAAGUUUUGGGAUGAGGUGCUCUACGAAAUCGGCGAUCUCUACUACAAAGUGCGCAGGCGAUAA